AUGAAUAACUUGAAAAGUCACAAUAUUGGGAUGGGAGACUCGCCUUAUGACAUUGGAUUAAACCCCCCACCAAAGUCAAAGCCCCAGAAACGUGUUGGCGUUGACUUUCCACUUAAUUUCACCCCCGUCCAUCUGAUGGUAUACCAAAACCGACCAGAACUCAUAAUUCCAUCUGAGGCUCUACGACAUUGUGGCUUUGAUGUUGUUGAUAACCACGGCAACACGCCGCUUCAUAUUGCGUGUUCAUUAGGACGUCUUGAAUGUGUUGAAGUGUUAGUUUCCAAACAUUCUUCUGUUCUAGUCCAUAACGCCUUUGGCGAGAUUCCCCUCUUCUGUGCGUUGAGAUCUCAAAAUUCGGAUUUUGACGCAUCGUCGAAGAUAUCGAAGAUACUUCUUGAGAAGUGCGGAAAGGAAAUGCUUGCCGCGACGGAUAUGAGGGGGUAUACCGUCUUACACUAUGCAGUGUUCAUGAACAACACCUCGUUUCUCGAUUACAUUCUUUCGUUGUGUUGUGUCGACGAGUUCAUCAACAACACCUUCAACGAAGGAAACUCAACACCCCUCCACAUCGCCGCCAAAUUCGGACUGUUGCAAUCGGCACAGUGGCUACUCGAUCACAACGCAGAUGUGACGCUUGAGAACGAGAUGGGAGAAACAGCCCUUAUUGUUGCUAUCAAAAAUCGACAGCAAGAAAUCUCGAAGGUGCUCCUCAAAACUUCUCCAUUGGACGUGCCAGACAACUACGGACAAACAGUUUUACACCACGCAGCUGCAGUCGGCGAUUUGGACCUCUGCAAAACAAUCAUUGAGAUGUGUCCGAAGUUGGUGAAUACCGGCGACUGCCAGAGUAAUUUUCCGUUUCAUUGUGCUGUUAAAGCAAAUAGUAAAGAAGUGAUGGAAUACUUCUAUAGCAACAUCUUGUGUUUAGAGCGUGGGAAUAGUCAAGGGAUGACGCCAUUGAUGAUAGCGGUAUCUCUUGGCUGUGAACAGUCGAUGUGCUUUUUGAAGGAGAGAGGAGCUAAAAUGGACCAGCGGACGAUGCGGGGGACCACCUUAUUUUUGUCUGGUGUUGUCCAUGGAGAGAUUGGGAUAUUAGAAAAGAUCAGUGGGAUUGAAGAGAAGGACAAGAUGGGGAAUUCAGUCUUUCAUUAUGCCGUGCAAAGUGGUCGUAUUAAAAUAGUCGAGUGGCUCUUUAAACAGAAGAAGGAAUUAUUAGAAGAGAAGAAUGACAGCGGAGAAACACCUUUACAUAUUGGGAGUUUGAGAGGCGAUUUACAGAUGGUAAAGCACUUAAUCACUGUGUGUCAACAUCAUGUGGAUCUCAGAAAUAAUGAAGGAAGAACACCAUUGCAUUACGCUGUGAUGGGAGGAAACAUGGAGUGUGUUAAGUACUUAAUUGAGAAUAAUAGAGCGUGCGGAUAUGAAGAUAAACAUCGAAUGAACGUCAUACAUUUAUGCUGUGCGAGGGGUACUGUCAACUUACUUGAGUAUUUAUGUGAGAGUUAUAAAGAAUUGAUUAAUAAAAGAGAUGCAUGUGGGCGGACUCCGUUACAUAUUGCUGUAAUUAUGAAUGACGCACUCAGUGUUGAAAUACUCAAACGACAUGGUGCCGAUUUAGUCAUGAAGGAUAUCCGCGGGAUGAAUGUCAAACAAAGUGCGACUAAUCGCGGCUUUUUGCAUUGUCUUGAUAUAUUAAAUGGCACUAAAAAGAGUGAGUGGGUGGUCAUCAAUAAAGUCGAAUCAUUGGGCGAGUUAGUUAAUGUUGAAAAUUCACACAUGCUUUCGUUACACAAAGGAGAGAUUAUUAGUGUUGUCUGGGUCUAUAACGAGUGGGGAAUAGGUAUCAACGAGCGCGGUGAGAGUGGCUUAUUUAAAAUGGAAUUUUGCAAAUCGAAAGAGAUGUCGACCAUCGAGUUGGAGAAGAUGAAAGGGAUGUUAAAGAAACAGAAAGAAGUUCGUAAAAUUAUCGAAAAGAAGAAUCGGUCACUCUCCGUCGCUGUACCACCUCCUUUAAAUCCAAUCGAAGAAAAAGUAAAGACGCAUAGUCCUCGCAUCGAGAUACCCAUGGAACAAGACACCAACCAACACAAUUUAAGAAACGAGCAAUCCGUCUGGUAA
Entamoeba invadens IP1 is the source of this 2118-nucleotide messenger RNA. RefSeq names its product ankyrin repeat-containing protein, putative. Lineage: Eukaryota; Evosea; Mastigamoebida; Endamoebidae. The transcript has a single exon. The coding region runs from base 1 to 2118 and encodes 705 amino acids. Gene Ontology annotation, molecular function: protein binding. The record is from RefSeq and is a predicted model, not a curated record.